AGCCCAACCCAUUAAUCGCUUCACAAAUAAGGAGUGAUAAACAGUAUCGCAUUUUCCCAUCUACCGAAAAGAGAGAGAGAGAGAGUAAUACUCCUUUGAAAACUAACAAAGCAAACCACACAGCUGCAAAGGGGGUUGGGGUUUCAGAUCUGACCAAAAACCUUUUCCAAUGGCGUUGAGAAACUUAUACAAGGAGAUAAAGGGCUUGAAGGUGAAGGAGGUUCCGGCGCACCUUAAGCCGAUGUUGUCAAUCGGUUAUGCGAAGAACGCUAUUAGAAAGGGAUUGGAUAAUUACCAUGCUAAGUACAUUGAAACUAGCUCCGUUGAUCCUCUUCUUCAUGUAUGCUUUGGUGGCAUGAUAUUCUCUUACCUUGUUGCUCUUCCUGAAGAGCGACGUCACCUCGAGCACAAACAACAUGGCGGACAUUGAUUGUUCGUCUAUUUU
Molecule: messenger RNA, 445 nt
Organism: Capsicum annuum
Lineage: Eukaryota; Viridiplantae; Streptophyta; Magnoliopsida; Solanales; Solanaceae
Exons: 1
Coding region: 170-430 (86 amino acids)
Source: RefSeq, a predicted model, not a curated record